Molecule: messenger RNA, 1685 nt
Organism: Thermothielavioides terrestris NRRL 8126
Lineage: Eukaryota; Fungi; Ascomycota; Sordariomycetes; Sordariales; Chaetomiaceae
Product: glycoside hydrolase family 5 protein
Exons: 3
Coding region: 278-1384 (368 amino acids)
Molecular function (GO): hydrolase activity, hydrolyzing O-glycosyl compounds
Source: RefSeq, a predicted model, not a curated record
CCUUGCCGGGAACGGGCGCCCCCCCUCCGAGGUCAACACCGAGCUAAUUUUCGUGUAAAGGCUGUUUUUCCAGAACUCAAUGACCCGUGCAGCAAAUCAACACCAGACCAGUUAUACCGAUAUUUCCGGCCUCACUGCAGACCCUGCUAUGAUGGCUGCUCUACUGGGUAUUUAUUCGGGGGCUCCCGGGCUGCCCCAGCAUUCGGCUUCACAGCGCCACUGAUCACUCGGAUGCGCUUGAGACUUGGGAACUCGGAUCGACAAGACCAAAACAACGAUGAAAGGCAUCUUCACCCUCGGACUCAGCCUGCUCUCCGUGGCCCAGGCUCUGCCUUCAGCGAAGGCCUCCGCCCGAGCCGACGGGACGCUCUUCUCCAUUGGCGGCAAGACGGGCUACGUCGCGGGCACCAAUUCGUACUGGAUCGGCUUCCUGACCAACAACAAGGAUGUCGAUACCGUCUUGGACCACAUCCACACCUCUGGGCUCAAGAUCUUGCGCGUCUGGGCCUUCAACGACGUGAACGCCAAACCCCCGUCCGACACCGUCUGGUUCCAGCUUCUCUCGUCGGCCGGCUCGCAGAUUAACACCGGCGCCGACGGCUUGCAACGUCUCGACUACGUGGUGCAGUCCGCCGAAAAGCGCGGCGUCAAGCUGAUUAUCAACUUCGUCAACAACUGGAACGACUACGGCGGCAUGAACGCCUACGUCAAGGCGUUCGGCGGCACCAAGGAGGGUUGGUACACCAACAGCCAGGCCCAGGAGCAGUACAAGAAGUACAUCAAGGCCGUGAUCAGCCGCUAUGCCAAUUCAUCCGCCGUGUUUGCGUGGGAGCUCGCCAACGAGGCCCGCUGCCACGGAUGUAGCACCGACGUUAUCUACAAGUGGGCGACCGACAUCUCAGCCUACAUCCGUAGCCUGGAUUCCACUCACAUGAUCACCCUCGGUGACGAGGGGUUCGGUCUGCCCGGCGACACCAGCUAUCCUUAUGGGUACAGCGAGGGUGUGGACUUUGUCAAGAACCUUGGCAUUAAGGACCUGGACUUCGGGACGUUCCACAUGUAUCCCGACAGCUGGGGCGUCCCAUACAGUUUCAGCGACGGCUGGAUUAAGAACCAUGCCGAAGCCUGCAAGGCCGCCAACAAGCCUUGUCUUCUCGAGGAGUAUGGCGCCUACGCCCGGUGUGAUAUCCAGGCGCCGUGGCAGCAGUAUUCCCUCUCGCUCGCCAACGAUGGGAUGGCGGCCGACAUGUUCUGGCAGUGGGGCGACCAGCUGAGCUCAGGCCCGUCACCCAACGACGGGAACACCAUCUACUACGGCUCCGCCAAUGCUACGUGCUUGGUCACGGACCACGUGAAGGAUAUCGAUGCUGCCUCCAAGUCGUAGGGACUGUAGUUGUCUCUUGGUAUCAAGCGACGGGUCCCAAGUAGCAGGAUUGUUAGGCGUGCUGUGGUGGUUACCGUGCUAGGUCCGCGGCCGGAAGUGGUGUGCCUCCUUGGCCUUUGAUGGUGAUGUUUGAAUGCCGCUCAGGGGGAGCAGGGACCCAGGGUUAAACGUACGGGUACGUUGCCUAGGGAAAUGGGGGUCACGGGGUCAAGUAAAAUUACCUUUCACCCGCUUUCUGGAUUAUUUAGGUAUCUUGGAUAGCCCAGACAAACCUCGGCGGCGAAAUUGCGCCGCAUCUCCG